UUUCAGAUAUCAGGAAAGCGGAUUGGCAUAGUUGGACUCGGAAGCAUUGGCAUGGAAGUUGCUAAGAGACUCGAAUGUUUUGGUUGCACCAUCUUAUACCACUCAAAGCAUAAAAAAUCUGCAGUUUCAUACCCUUUCUAUAACAGUGUUAUUGACCUUGCUGCUACUAGCAAUGCACUUGUUCUCUGUUGUGCACUGAAUGAGGAAACAAGGCACAUAGUAAACAGGGAAGUGAUGUUGGCAUUGGGAAAAGAAGGGUUCAUUGUGAAUGUUGGGAGAGGAUCUCUUAUUGAUGAGAAGCAAUUGGUGAAGUUUUUGAUGGAUGGUGAAAUUGGUGGUGCUGCUUUGGAUGUGUUUGAAGAUGAACCUAAUGUUCCUAAAGAGCUACUCAGUAUGGAUAAUGUGGUUUUGACUCCACAUUGUGCUGCUUUUACUUCUGAAUGUAUAAUCAAAUUGUGUGAACUUGUGGCUGGGAAUAUAGAAGCCUCGUUAUCAGAUAAGCCCUUAAUUACUCAGGUGAAAUGGUGAAUGUUGGUUGAAGUGAAAUGUUACAAAUUUGUCUUAUCCCCUGCAAUGAUUCUUGUAUAUCAUAAAGUUGUGAAGUUUUGAACUCACCCUCACACACAAGAUUAUGUUGUUCAUAGAUUAUCCAUACACGAAUCAUUCAGGAAAGAUGGUAUGGUUUUCUACUGUAUCUCCUAAUUCGAUAGGUCAAUGAUUCAUUUGUUGCA
Arachis ipaensis is the source of this 731-nucleotide messenger RNA. NCBI's taxonomy places the organism in Eukaryota, Viridiplantae, Streptophyta, Magnoliopsida, Fabales, Fabaceae. The record is from RefSeq and is a predicted model, not a curated record.